AUGAAACGCGACAAGAAGGAUGAGGAGGCCGGUGGGAACAUCUAUGCCAAUCUCGAUAAAACUUCUGUCAUCCAAGAGACUCGCGCUUUCAAUGAAACUCCAAUCAAUAUUCCAAAAUGUCGUGGUGUGCUCACAAAACUACUCUACUUGCGCCUUCAGGAAGAAUCGAUCGGACGCGCCGAAGCCACCCGGGCAUUCUUCGCGAUCACGAAAUUGUGGCAAACAAAAGACGUGACGAUUCGUUGUCUCAUCUAUCUCGCGAUCAAGGAAUUGUCGACAGCAUCGGAUGAUGUGAUUAUCGCCACACAAAGUUUAAUGAAAGAUAUGACUGGACGAGAGGAUCUCUAUCGUGCGCGUGCGAUCCGUGCCCUCUGCAAGAUUAUCGAUGCAGGAAUGUUGCAAACCAUUGAGCGGUACAUGAAACAAGCAAUCGUCGAUCGGAAUGGAUCGGUUUCUUCGGCGGCUCUUGUUUCUUCAAAUCAUAUGAUGCGACAGAGUGCUGAGAUUGUCCGUCGUUGGGCCAACGAAGUACAAGAAGCCGUUUCAUCGGACAAUCAAAUGGUUCAAUAUCACGCCCUUGGAUUGCUCUACAAGAUUCGCAGCAAUGAUAGACUUGCCGUGAACAAGCUAGUGCAGAAGUUUUCAAAAUCAGGACUUCGUUCUCCGUACGCUGUUUGCUAUUUGAUUCGCAUUGCCACAAAACUCCUCGAAGAAGAUGAUCAAGCUGAUUCGGCUCUUUUCCAAUUUAUCGACACUUGCCUUCGUCACAAGAGUGAAAUGGUUGUCUAUGAAGCAGCUUCAGCUAUUGUCUCUCUGCCGAAUACUACACCGAAAGAACUUGCCCCCGCAAUCUCCGUUCUUCAAUUGUUCUGCUCUUCUCCAAAGCCAUCUGUUCGUUUUGCGGCUGUGCGAACGCUGAACAAAGUAGCCAGCAAACAUCCACAAUCAGUCACUUCAUGCAAUGUGGAUCUCGAAAAGUUGAUCACGGAUCCUAAUCGUUCAAUCGCCACUCUUGCAAUCACGACGCUUCUCAAGACAGGUGCUGAGAGCUCUGUUGAACGACUCAUGAAACAAAUCAGCGGUUUUGUUUCAGAGAUUUCCGAUGAAUUCAAGAUUGUGGUUGUUGAGGCCAUUCGUUCAUUGAUUGCUCGUUAUCCGCGCAAACACACCGUGAUGAUGCCCUUCUUGACAAAUAUGCUUCGCAAUGAUGGAGGAUUCGACUACAAAAAAGCUAUCGUUGAGACAGUGAUUGCUAUUGUGGAGGAAAAUCCGGAUGCUCGAGUAGCUGGUCUUGCUCAAUUGUGUGAAUUCAUCGAGGAUUGUGAACAUCCAUCGUUGGCAACUCGUGUUCUUCAUCUACUUGGACGGGAAGCACCGAAGACGCCAAAUCCUCAAUCUUACAUCCGUUUUGUCUACAAUCGAGUCAUUCUAGAGUGCACACAGGUUCGUGCCGCUGCUGUGACGGCCUUGGCUAAAUUUGGCGCUCAAGUUGCCGAACUGCGUCCAUCAAUUGAAGUACUUCUACGUCGUUGUUUGCUUGACUCAGAUGAUGAAGUACGCGAUCGAGCAACUUUCUAUUUGUAUAUGCUUCAACAGAGCUCUCAAAUCAUCAACAACUUCAUUCUUGAUCAGCUACAGGUGUCCCCAAUCGGUUUGGAGAAGUCUCUGGGUGCCUAUGUGGAGGAGAAGAAAUUCGACAAGCCUUUCGACAUGCGAGUGGUUCCAAUUGCAGCUCAACCGAUCACACACACCGAGAAGCCUAAACCGAAGUUGGCCGAUCCCGAGGAUCUCAAGCCAAAAGCACCAAAGAAACCAGAGCAUUCAGAGCGUCUUGGUGCUCUUCCUCAAUUGGCUCAACUCGGUCCACUUUUCCACUCGUCUUCCAACAUUCCACUCAACGAUUCAGUUUCCGAGUACACCGUUCAAAUGAUCAAGCAUACCUUCACAAAUCACAUCGUUUUACAAUUCGACUGCCGCAAUACGGUGGAAGAUCAACGAUUGGUAGAAGUGGCCGUUGUAUUGGAGGAGCAGGGUGAUGAGCCCGAAUGGCAAAUCACUGAUCGAAUUGAUAUCGACGCUUUACCCUAUGGAGAAACUCGAAGUGCCUAUCUCGUCUUGGAGUAUCCUGAUUCAGGCGCUGUUGUUGGACAAUUCGAGUGCUCGUUGAAGUUCAAAGUUAAAGAUGUGGAUCCAAAAACGGGAGAACCCGAAUCUGAUGAUACUUAUGAUGAUCAAUAUGUUUUGGAAGAAGUGGAUAUCGGCGUUUCGGAUUCAGUGCAACCCCUUGUACGACAGCAUUUCAACGCUGGUUGGGAGAAAUUAGAGGGAGCCGCUGAGAUUGAUCAAACAUUUGCCCUUUCGUCCGUUUCGACUCUCGAAGAAGCAAUCAAGAAAGUCUCCGAAUUGUUGGGCGUGGCUGCAUGUGAACGAUCGGAUCUGGUGCCCGAAGGAAAAAGCAAUCACCAAGCACUCCUUGCCGGCGUUUUCCGCGGGGGGCACGAGGUUUUGGUAAAAGCAAAGGCGGCGAUCGAUCCAACUGAUGGAACAAUUAACAUGAACAUUGUGAUUCGAUCGGAUGAUGAUGGAGUGGCGGAUGUUCUUGGAAGUGCCCUCAAU
This is a messenger RNA of Mesorhabditis belari, 2616 nucleotides long. The record is from the annotation of a GenBank genome assembly. NCBI's taxonomy places the organism in Eukaryota, Metazoa, Nematoda, Chromadorea, Rhabditida, Rhabditidae.